This is a messenger RNA of Anopheles maculipalpis, 815 nucleotides long. Its product is annotated as cuticle protein-like. The record is from RefSeq and is a predicted model, not a curated record. The transcript has 3 exons. The coding region runs from base 1 to 762 and encodes 253 amino acids. NCBI's taxonomy places the organism in Eukaryota, Metazoa, Arthropoda, Insecta, Diptera, Culicidae. Gene Ontology annotation, cellular component: extracellular matrix.
AUGGCCUUCAAGUUCCUGACUUUCGCCGCUCUGGUAGCCGUUGCCCGCGCUGGCCUCAUUGCCUCGCCAGCAGUUUCCUACGCUGCUGCUCCGGCCCUUGUUGCUGCUCCGGUAGCCAAGGUCGCUACUUAUGCCGCCCCGAUCGCCAAGGUUGCGUACGCCGCCCAGCCAGAAGAGUACGACCCGAACCCUCAGUACUCGUUCUCGUACGGAAUCUCGGACUCCCUGACCGGAGACUCCAAGUCCCAGCAGGAAUCCCGCAGCGGAGAUGUUGUCCACGGAUCGUACUCGGUCGUUGACGCCGAUGGUUACAAGCGUACCGUUGACUACACGGCUGACCCACACAACGGAUUCAACGCUGAGGUCCGUCGUGAGCCUCUGGGUGCUAAGGUCAUUGCUGCCCAGCCCGCUGUCGCCUAUGCUGCUCCUCUGGCCACUAAGACCAUCUCUUACGCCGCUCCAGUAGCCAAGACCAUCUCGUACGCCGCUCCAGUAGCCACCAAGACCUACGUCUCGAGCCCAGCUGUGUCCUACGCCGCUCCUCUGGCCACCAAGACCUAUGUCUCGAGCCCAGCUGUGUCCUACGCCGCUCCUCUGGCCACCAAGACCUACGUCUCGACUGUGUCCUACGCCGCUCCUCUGGCCACCAAGACCUACGUCUCGAGCCCAGCUGUGUCCUACGCCGCUCCUCUGGCCACCAAGACUUACGUCUCGAGCCCAGCUCUCUCGUAUGCCGCCCCGGCCUACGCUUCCUACCACUAAACCCUGAAAAGACUUGAACUCACUGUUACAUGAAGAUGGUUAUUUAUUACAAG